Molecule: messenger RNA, 888 nt
Organism: Arctia plantaginis
Lineage: Eukaryota; Metazoa; Arthropoda; Insecta; Lepidoptera; Erebidae
Source: the annotation of a GenBank genome assembly
AUGAACGUUGUUAUCGUUCUAACAGUCCUUUUUGAAUGUAUAAAUAUUGCUUAUUUUUAUGAAUAUGACGAACGCAAAGUUAAAGCUUCAUCGCCAUCGGACGAUAUGGAAUUUGAGCCAGUGGUGCCUAUGAAUAAAAAUAAAGAGAAACAAACUGUUCUGAAGAACAUAAAUUGUGAUGAUUUUUCAAAAUACGCACUGAAUUGUACGGUUGAAGCUGCACUGAUGUAUAAUUCCAGUAGGAAGGCCCCUCCAAUGCCAUCCAAAGUUUUUGACUGGUGCAGAGCCAUCAGACAUCUCACAAAUUGCGCCAUUGACUGGAAUUCGGACUGUAAAGAUGUCACAGAUAGUCAUUUCAACGAGGAAAGUAUUCGCGGUCACAUGCACGUCGUUUCAAAUGUUUGUGACGACGAGUGGUUUCUGUCUAAAUAUGACACACUACCAGUGUGCAUUGAUGGUGCGAAAGAUGUUUGGGAAAACUGCUAUUCACUUUUCAAGACAUUAGUCGAUGAACAAAAGAACACUACACAUGAGUGGACUCAUUUUGACACUCAUUUUCAUAUGUGUUGUGCACGAGCUCAAUUUAGGCGCUGUACACUGGACGCACUUUUUGACAUGCCUUCAAUAUGCAACUACGACCAAGCAGUCACGUUGCAAAAAUUUUCAGUAAUUGUCUCUGAAGGUGACGUUUUUCAGGACUGCGAUCAUAACAUGAUGUACGGUAACUGCCCUGGCGGUGAUCCUCGACCAACAAGUCACACAUUACCGAAAAACGUGAAAGUUGACGGAAUUCAGAAAGACAAUGGAGGCACUAUACUAAUUCUAAGAAGCGAUAGCUUGCUAUUUUGUGUCGCAUACUUUGUAUUUAUGUGCGGGUUUGUUAAAUAA